Messenger RNA from Brassica rapa (field mustard), 4701 nucleotides. RefSeq names its product TIR domain-containing protein. Gene Ontology annotation, biological process: signal transduction. Lineage: Eukaryota; Viridiplantae; Streptophyta; Magnoliopsida; Brassicales; Brassicaceae. The record is from RefSeq and is a predicted model, not a curated record.
GUGCAAUCUGGUAUUUAUUUAGAGAAAUUGGUAAAAAUACACUUAAAAGCCCAUAUAAUUUGUCAUAUACUCUUGUUUCCUUUUAAUAUUUUUUAUAACUGUAAUACUCUUAUCUCUCUCUCUCUUUUUCUUCUAAUGUGUUCUAAUCUCUUUAUCUCUCGUAUAGAUUCUUCAAAUCAUCUUCUAAUUCACAAAUCUUUAUUUUUUUUAUUCUGAUUUUUUUGACACCCAUAAUGCUAAUCUUAUUAUCUCACCCCAAUUUCAAUGUUUUCAAUUUCGACUCACAAUUAACUUUUAGAUAAUAUAUACGUUAGUAGGUAUUUUAUUACUUACCUGAUAUUAUUUAAAUUUUAAUAGAUUCUUAAUCGAUACAUGUAUAUUUGGGGCUAUUUGAUAGAUAACUAAUUAAUUGUUAAUAGUUUCAUUAACUGAUAUAUGAUUUAUUAGUCAAUAUUUUUUUUUGAUACAUAGAUUGUUAGAUGAUACUGAAAUUAUUAGUUGAUAUGUUAGUUGGUAUGUAGAUUGUUACCUGUUAUGUAAAUAUUUAGCUGAUAAAUCUAGAGUUACUUGUUUUCGAUAAAGUAUGAGGGUAUUUUUGUCCGUACAGUGUCAAAAAAUUACUCUUUUUUGGGUUAUCUAUAAUUAUGAACAUUCAGCUAAUUUGGACUUUAAUUGGAUAUAUUCCACGCAUUUUCCCAUUUAUUUAUCUUGUUGUAAAACUACGACAGCUAUCAGAGUAGGUUCGUAAGUUGAAUCAUGAAAGGAGGUUAAGAAACCUUUAUAAGAUAUCUCCAAGAGUGGAAAAACUUGCGCUGAAGUAAAACGCAAUCAUUUGGAGGCGAUAACCGAAGGACUGGUUACAUAUGUUGUACAUUCCCUCAGUCUGAUUUGCCUUCUUACAGUAGUUCUUGGUGAGGUCGUGUUUCCCCUAGUUCUUUUCUGUUGGGUCGUUCAGUCAUUGCAAAAUCAGCCAAGCUGCGGAAAGCGAGUGGUGAAUGGUAAACAAUAGAUUUAGGAUAUGAUUGUCUAUCUUGCAUUUGCUUUUACGUUUCUAUGUUAUAAUGACACUAAACAAACGUAAACGCAAAGAAUCAGAGACAAUUUUUUUUUUCUUUUUUUGCAUUUCUAUAUUUUUUUGGAACUCUCUUUUCAGUCAUAGAGAUAAUGUUUUGAAAUUUUUUUUGGGUCAAUUUGCUGAAUGACUAUAUUGGAGGAAAAUAUUAGUUUUGUAGUAGUAAGAAGAUAAAAAGAGAUAGGAAGAAGGAAGAGUGAGAGUGAAAGGGUUAUUGGGUGAAAUAUAGUUUGUUUUUGGUUAUACAUUCAAAUUUUCCUUUUUUUAGAAGAUAUUUUUUGAUGUUUUAUCUAAUCUUACUAAUUAAUAAUUAUAAUUUUCAAAAUAUAAUUGAGUUUAAAUUAUAUAGCUUUUUGGAACAAUUAAAUUACCUUUUUUUUAAACCUUAUCGGCUACCUGGUCGGUCUCGGGAGGAACGCACUUAGUGUUACAUAGUGGACUGGAUACCACACUGUCUGGCCCGAGCUUGAAAUACCUUCCGACUAAUGCCAGGGGGUGAACCGAACAUCUAUUAUGAUCCACCAUGUAAACCUCUUGAACCGAAGCCCAAGUCCAGACUGGCCAAAUGACAAUAAUUUAGUUUCGUGUGGGAAUCGAACCCAGAACUGAUGUGGGUAACACCAAACCCCAAGAGAUUGCCAAUAAACUACCACCACUUGGUUAGUUAAAUUACUUUUUUUUUUAUAAUUUUGACCGAAGAACAAAUAAAUUACUAUAGUUUCAAUUUGUCAAAUAAUGUUAUUCACAAAAAAAAUUAUAUAUAAUAAAAAAUUAAUGUACUUUUAAUAUAUGUUAUAAAAUGAAAACAAGUUUAAAAAUAAAUCACAGAAAUUAAGUAUCAUUUUGUUAGUUAAUUUGAUAACAACUGGCUCAUACAGAGAAAUCACUUAAAGACGUGGAGCGUAGACCCUGCCAGCAGUGAAUGGUUUUACAAUAUACCAACAUUUACGAUAUUUUAUUGCUAAUGAGCUGGAAAUUACAAAAAGGAAUUAUAAUCGGAAAAAAAUAUUUGAUGUAUUAUUUUCAGGUGCACAUAAGUUCCCAAAGUCUUCGUGUACUAUAUUUAUUAGUUUUGUUUUCCGUUUAAUUCAGAAGCAAUUCCAAAACACAAUUAACAUCGUCUCAUUUCCUUGACCAACGCUCAAUGGUGGAUCCAGCACGACCACGACCACCUCAAGUGUUUCUCAAUUCAGGCGCAACCGAGUUGCCUGAUGAUUUCAUCAAACAUCUCGUGUCGGGCUUGACCGAUCUAGGGAUACUCAACAUUUUCAUGGACAGAGACGACUGGUGGGGAAGAGACCUAGACCGUAUAUUUACCUGCAUCGAGGAGUCAACAAUCGCGCUCGUUAUCUUCUCACCGUCUUAUCCAGAGACAGAGUGGUGCUUGGACGAGCUUGUUAAAAUGAAGGAACGAGCAAACAACAACAAACUAUUGGUAAUUCCUAUCUUCUUUAACGUGAGCAAGAACGACGUGAGAAACUUUGAGGGAGAGUUUGGAGAUCGAUUCAUGGAGCUGAGAAAAAGAUAUACGAAAUACAAAUACGAUCCUUUUAGGGUUCAAAGAUGGGAAACGUCGGUGAUGACUAUUUCAAGAAUGGAGGCCAGUUUGACGUGGGAAACACAAAGCUCGAGUAUCUCUAUUGCCAUGGAUAUCAUUAGGGAGGUUAACAAGGAGCUAAACAUAGCCUCGGAUGCGGGAUUCUCCUUGCCCUUAGGGUUCCACAAAGAUAUGCAUUCAAAAUUGACGAAUGGAGAAGUGUUUGUUUCUGCUUUUCUUGUGGCUUUUCUCUUUAGACUCUUCAUAGCUCGUCUUCUUUUCACAGAUAUGACCUUUUUCGGCACUGCAAAGUGGUUAGUAGGUUUCCCAAUUGCGAUUGUUGUAUUAUACCAGUUACAUUGUGCAUUGACACAACAAAACAGACGAGCACCUGAUCCUUGAUUACUAGAGAUCAUGAGGUUGGCUGUUUUGUUGUACAUCGGUGUGUUAUUCUCUACUUUGUUACAUUUUCAUUGGUUUGUGUGAUUUUGAGCAUUAGGGAAAUUAAGAGAUGCGUGCAUGUUGCCCUGUUGUUUUGAUUUUCUCUUGAUAAAGUGUUUAUUCGGUUUAUGAUCGUGUUGAAAAAAACAAAAGCUAGAUAGGAUUUUACCAGUUUCACUAUGGGAGCUCUUGCAUCUAUCUUGGACCUCUUUGGUCAACAUACGCAGGGCUAGCUUUACAAAAUUCCACGGCCCUUGGGCAAUUUUUUUGUUUAUGGGCUUUGUAUAUGUUUAAUUAAAAAUUAUAGUUAACAUAAGUCUUUUUUAAAUGAGAAAUACCCUAAAAAUAGGAUAGCAAAAAAAAAUAUCUCACAAAAGAGCAUGAAAAUAAAAAUAACUAAAAUAAGUUUUAUUAAAAAGAUAAUUGACAAUUAUGUUCUACACUAGGAAUGUUUAAUCUAGAUUUCGGUACGGUUUCAGUUCGGUUUUACAAGAUUUAAUACCCCUAUCCUACUUUAUAAAUAUAUUUAAUUAAAUAAAUUUAAUUUAAAUAAUUAAAUAAAUAAAUAAAUAUAUUCGAGUCGCCGGGAACAGCUGAAUUUUAAGUGUUCAAAAAACUAAUUAAAUAAAUUAACUAGAAAAAAAUUCACAUUUUUUUAAAGAUCUGUUUUUUUUUUCUUAAAAAAAAGUGUAGGAAGAAUUUUUUGAAUAUGUCCUCAAUUUGAGUUUAGGAAGAUUUUCAUGAAUAAAUAUUAUAUAUUCCAAAAUUUAUGAAGAUAUUGAUAUAUAUAUGUAUAAUAUCUUCAUAGAUUUCGUAAAAUUUUUAUAAAUGUGAAUUUAAAAAUACAUUAACGUAUUAGGAAAACCUUCAUGUUUAUCCGAUUGGACCUAAUUACACAAAAUGUCACUCACAAAUAUAGACCAACAUAUUAGCAUUAGUACUCCUACACUUACCCAAAAAAAUUGGACGAGCUGCAUACAAAAAACCGAUUGGAGUUUUGGACUUAUAUAUAUAUGUUAUGUAAAAAUGUAUAACCUAUUUGUCUGAUAAAUUUUAAUAUUCUUAUGUAGACAUAUAUGUGUACAUACGACGACACUAACAAACAUAUAUUUUAGAAUGAUUAUAGUUAGUGUACAAGUAAAAAAAAAAAGUAUUAACGAUAAAGAGCUCCUCAUAUUUAUUUUCUUGGACGGCCUACAAGAGAACACAUAACUCAAGAUAAUGCAUUACAACACUGAAGUGGAAUUUUAUACAUAUUUAUAACAUUUGUUUUUUAUACUCUCAUCUUAACAUGUUACAUCAGUAUUCAAACAUUCAUACGUCAAGUAUACAAAUGUUGCGGUUAUGGUUGUUUUAGGGUUAUUCCGGUUAGGGAUGACGAUAUUAAAAUUCAAAGGGAAAAGUAAUGCAGUAAUCUUCCCUUGACUUUGUGUUUAAAUUGAACUAGAGCCCGUGUCCGCGCUUCGCACGGAUUACAUGUUUAAUUAAAGAACAGUUUAAUUAAAAUUGGAAGUUUUAAAGUUUCUGAAAGUGUAAGUUAAGUUUUGUUUCUUUUAUAAUGCGAAGACGUUGGAAGCGGUGAUCACUUUUUUUUAUAAACUAAAGUAAGUUUGAAUAAUAAAUUAUGUUGAUGAAUUUAAUAUUCGUAAGA